Molecule: messenger RNA, 2796 nt
Organism: Polyodon spathula (Mississippi paddlefish)
Lineage: Eukaryota; Metazoa; Chordata; Actinopteri; Acipenseriformes; Polyodontidae
Product: palmitoyltransferase ZDHHC14-like
Exons: 9
Coding region: 838-2298 (486 amino acids)
Biological process (GO): protein targeting to membrane; peptidyl-L-cysteine S-palmitoylation
Cellular component (GO): Golgi apparatus; endoplasmic reticulum
Molecular function (GO): protein-cysteine S-palmitoyltransferase activity
Source: RefSeq, a predicted model, not a curated record
CCAAUACUGGGUUCCGUAUGCUAUAGCUGCUUGGAAAAGCAGUGGAAGCGAAGAGCGGUUCUUUUGAGGGAUUAUUGGAAGUGACACCCUGUGUCGUCCUGAAUUGAAAAGUGCUUCACGUAUGGGUAACAAAACUGUCAAAAUCUGAAGCGAGAUGAAGUGCAACACAGCCAGAUGACUUGAUGAUGUUGAGAACGGCCUUUAAGGACUAAAUAAAAGAAGUGUCAUUAUAGAUUGAGGAAGCGCUGGGGAGUUUAGAGAGGGUCGAUCGAAAUGAACUGGGGACGGGACGGGACGGGACGGGGACGUUAGUUUUUAAUAAUAAUUAAAGUUGUUAAUAAUAAUUAAGAUAGUUAAUAGUUAAGAUGACAUGUUUGUGGAAAACUCAAGUCGGAAAAGUUAUAUUAAUUAAAAAAAAAAAAAAAAAAUGUUUUCACUGGCCUGGCCUUUUUAUUACACUGACACAUUUCAAAGGAACAGCAAUCUUAACUACAUUAGAAUCACUAAUACAGUGUGAAUUACUAUGUAUUACCGGACAUCCUUUUAACAUGUACACGGCUUUAAAAAGUGGCUAGAUUUCAGUUAAUUGACACAUAACUCGUGACGUUGUUGCACAUUCAGUUAUUUAGCGAGCAUUGGAGCUGAAUUCUUUUCCAGUCAUACGCAGUAUUAUGUGCGUGGAAGAUGUUUCUUUUCUUCGUUGAAUGGUAGUCAUUCCCCUGUAUGUGAGUGUUUACAUAAGCAGCCCGUUAGGAGGGUUGCAGUUUCCGCAUUUUGCCUCAGCGCAGCGGCAGUGUGCUGGGAUUGUGCUGGGAUUGUGCUGGGAUCUGCUCAUUGAUGCUUCCCGGCGGUGGUGGGCCCAUGAAAGACUGCGAGUACAGUCAGAUAAGUACUCGCAGCUCGUCGCACAUGGAGUCCGCACACACAAGCAACACUCCCAGGAGGAAAUGGGAAGUUUUCCCCGGCAGGAACACGUUUCUCUGCAAUGGAAGGAUUAUAAUGGCUCGACAGACCGGCGUCUUUUAUUUCACCCUGGUUCUCAUUGUGGUCACCAGCGGACUGUUCUUCGCUUUUGAUUGCCCAUACCUAGUGGUACACAUCACCCCCGCUGUGCCAGUGAUAGGAGGGAUCCUGUUCUUCUUUGUGAUGGGAACCCUGCUGAGGACCAGUUUCAGUGACCCCGGAGUUCUGCCCCGAGCCACCGCACAUGAAGCAGCAGAACUGGAGAGACAAAUAGAUGUUGCCAAUGGCUCCAGCUCAGGAGGAUAUCGCCCCCCUCCAAGGACCAAAGAGGUGACCAUCAACGGACAGAGUGUGAAACUGAAAUACUGCUUCACCUGCAAAAUAUUCCGACCUCCUCGCGCCUCUCAUUGCAGCCUUUGUGACAACUGUGUGGAGCGGUUUGACCACCACUGUCCGUGGGUGGGUAACUGUGUGGGGAAAAGGAACUACCGCUUUUUCUACAUGUUUAUUUUGUCGCUGUCUUUCCUGACCAUCUUUAUAUUUGCCUUUGUCAUCGCCCACAUCAUCCACCGGUCUCAUCAGACAGGAUUCUUGAAUGCACUGAAGGACAGUCCUGCUAGUGUGCUGGAAGCAGUCGUUUGCUUCUUCUCUGUAUGGUCUAUUGUCGGUCUCUCAGGAUUUCACACAUACCUGAUCAGCUCCAAUCAAACCACCAAUGAAGACAUUAAGGGAUCGUGGUCAACUAAAAGAGGCAAAGAAAACUACAAUCCCUACAGCCAUGGGAGCAUUGUCACGAACUGCUGUGUGGCGCUGUGUGGACCAAUACCUCCCAGUUUAAUUGACAGAAGAGGCUUUAUUCAGCCAGAUGCACCACAGUCAGUAACGCCUAAUGGAAUCACUGUGUAUGGGCCGACACAGUCUCAUAGCAACAUGUGCGACCAGGACCAGUGCAUUCAGAGCACUAAAUUAGUUUUGCAGGCUGCAGCCACACCCCUGUUGCAGACUGAGCCCCAGCUAGCCCGUGAUGAGCCACCCCUCCCGGGGAAGAUUCCCCUCAGCACCCCCUGUGCCCCCCUCACCCUUGGGCAGCCCACCCCGCCAUCCUCCAUGCCAAACCUGUCGGGCAACACCACACUGUCAGACAUGCUGCCAACACGGGAGGAGCAGGGAGGACCGCACUUCCUGACCCCAGAGGAGGUCCCCUCUACGCUGGGAGUGCUCUCUUCUGGAAGCUCCCUGAUUCACAGCCACACCAUGCAUGUGCUCAACCUGGCCAGCCAGGACUCUCUGCAUGAAGACUCGAUGCGAGGUCUUGUCAAGCUGAGCUCCGUCUGAGCCCAUCCUUCCCAUUGAAAUCUCUGUGAUAUUCCCAGGACAGACUGGAAUGGACACGCACUGGGACUCCCCUUUUGGAAGCUUGUGUUUUGGUUCUUGGUUAAAUGCUGCCUUGGGGAGCCUUCAGUUUAUACAGGCCAGUCAUGCCAGACUUGAGGCACAAUUCUAGGUGUUAUUCCACAAUGGGGUUCAUCAGAUGAUCAUGCAAGACAUUGUGACACACCAUGCAGAAUGCCCCUGAACUGAAACGCAUUGUUUGGUAAAGCAGUGAAUGUGGACACAAUGGGCUUAUUAUACACACAAUGGCUCUUAUACUGUGCAAGUGUCUAACCCAUAGUCUGGCUGUUUGUUGUUUUUAUAUUCAAUUCUGUGCCGUUCUGGACUAAGAUACAUGAUUUUCCUGUUUUAAGGUUGAGAGUGAAGGUCCUUCAGCCAUUUCAAGAAUUCUACAGAUAAAGAAAUCUGCAGGAAUAAACUGCUUUUUUCUGUUUUAUAUUC